AUGUGCACUCUUCACGACAAUAUCCAGGCCUGGGUUCUGGAUCUACCCAGAGAUCACGAAAUAAUCUCCGACGAGUCUCCGACAACUACAGCCCGCAAGCGAAAGCGACGCAACAGUUAUGCCCUCACCCCUCCAGGCUCCGACGACGAACAAGUGCAUACAACGAUCAUGACCGACCGAAGCGGAGGAGGGCCUCUUACGCCGCAAAAGCGCCAGCGUCUCAUACCCGCUGGUGGUUACCAAUUCAAUCCCGACGACAACACCGAAACCCCUCGUGCCGUGCGACCAGGCGAUUCGGUCUCGUGCGAUGGUAGCAGUGUGUCUCUAAGCGUGGGCAGCGGUGCAUACUCCAUGGCCUCAUCAUCGCGACCUAGCCGCUCCAAGUCGCCGACGAAACAAUUCAGCAUAGCUGAAAUUAGCAAAAACCCGAUCAAGGUCUAUGCGCUAGAUUCAAUUAGAACGCUCGAGAACAUUGACACCAGGCCUGGCGCGCGGAGCCUGCGAGAAUCGCUCAGCAUUAUCUCCAGGAUUGCAAAAAGUAGAGGGGUCAUCCCUAAUAGUGAUGUGGAGUCAAUUCGAAUGUCCAAUCCCGAGAUCGAUCUCGAUGACGAGGCCGUUUACGAUGCGAGCGAUUUAUACAUCAAACGAUAUGGACCUAUACCUUCGUUCGCGGAGGUGGAUGCUAUUGUCCAAACUUCCCAGUACGGGAUUGCGGAAAAGUUCGACGAGGCGAGCUGGGAUCGUGAAGUGCACUUCCGUGUACUGGCCUUGUCUUUGCGGCGUCCUCUCGCCCCUGCUAGAGAUGGCCUGAUCAAUUUUGCGCCUUCAACAACAGCUGCAAUCCACCACAAGCUCAUCGAAGGCACGCCGCCUCGCAUGGUCGACUUUUGCGUCUUUGUUGACCCCGAGUCAACGGAUGUAGAACACAAGCCUGUCGUCACUGAAGCCAUUGAUCGCAUGCGACACAUGUCAGGCUACUCGUCCAUCAACCACACGUCCCACUUUCUCUUUCGCAACAAGACCAUUUCAGUAAGCAUCGAGUCUAAGCAGCGCGGUUCCAGCCAGGAUGACGCGCAUCUGCAAAUCGGGACAUGGCAUGCUGCGCAAUGGACUUAUCUGGAACGCCUUGCACAAAUCCAAGGGGCCACCUUACAAGGCUUGGCCUUCCUCCCGGGUCUUAUCAUUCAAGGAGAGGACUGGCAUUUUGUAGCCUCCACGCGAGAGGGAGCUAGUACCCUGUUGUGGUCCAAGAAGAACGUAGGCUCGACAACGAAUCACGAAGGAGUUUACCAGGUCGUCCGGGUAAUCCAAUACCUUGCCUGGUGGACGGAGACGGUAUAUUGGCCCUGGUUUUCAUCGACCAUCCUUGGCGUUCCAGCGAGUGGGCGGUGA
Colletotrichum tamarilloi is the source of this 1392-nucleotide messenger RNA. RefSeq lists its product as uncharacterized. Bases 1 to 1392 code for a protein of 463 amino acids. The transcript has 4 exons. The record is from RefSeq and is a predicted model, not a curated record. Lineage: Eukaryota; Fungi; Ascomycota; Sordariomycetes; Glomerellales; Glomerellaceae.